CAUUAAACGCCGCCAGCUCGGCCUACCUGGCUACUAUCUUUUGACCGAGGAGUAUCGCCGCAAUACCUCUGAAAUUCGGCCCUAUCCGUUACUUACUGGGCACCUGGUCAAAUGUCCAAAAGGGGAAUAGAGCUAUGGUGUGAUGUUAUUGGAAGACUUUAGAUAUAAGAGUCGAUCAAGAUGGACGUCUUCCAGAACACCAACCUGGGACUCAUCUCAAGCAACAGCAGCUCGCUCAUUCAACCCAUUAUGCAGGGCUUCACUUCUCUGUUUCUCUUUGGCGGCUUUGCCUUCCAGACCAUCCUUGGUCUACCCGGCGUACGACGAGACGGUGCAAUUGUUAAGAGAGCGGUUGAUGAUUUCAUAUCCACCGAGGAACCGAUUGCACUUGCGCAGCUUCUCGCCAAUAUCGGCUCGAGUGGCGCCAAUGCUCCGGGAGUGAGCUCAGGCAUUGUUGUAGCCUCUCCAUCUACGGACAACCCUGAUUAUUUCUAUACAUGGACAAGAGACGCCGCCCUUGUUUUCAGGGCCAUAGUUGACCGAUUCGCCAAUAGCUACGAUGCUGAUCUACAGACCGAAAUUCAGAACUACAUUAUCGCUCAAGCUAAAUUGCAGACCGUGUCUAACCCCUCAGGCUCUCUAUCUGACGGAACUGGCUUGGCAGAGCCCAAAUUCAACGUCGAUGCCAGUGCUUUCACUGGCAGCUGGGGCCGACCCCAACGAGACGGACCGGCUCUUCGAGCUAUCGCGUUGAGUGGAUACGCCGAAUGGUUACUCGCAAAUGGAUACAACUCAACGGCUAACGACGUCGUUUGGCCCAUUAUCCGAAACGAUCUCGCCUACGUUACUCAAUACUGGAACCAGACCGGGUUUGAUCUAUGGGAGGAAGUCAGCGGAAGUUCUUUCUUCACCAUCGCCGCCUCGCACAGAUCUCUGGUUGAAGGAAGCGCCUUGGCUAAGUCUCUCGGUGCGAGCACUACUGAUUACGAUGCUGUUGCGCCUCAGAUUCUUUGCUUCCUCCAAUCUUUCUGGUCGUCAUCAAGCGGUUACGCGCUCGCCAACAUUAACGUCAACAAUGGCAGGUCGGCUAAAGACGCUAACGUACUUCUGAGCUCAAUUCACAACUUUGACCCAGCACUGAGCUGUGACGCUGCAACUUUCCAGCCUUGCAGUGACCGAGCCCUAUCCAGUCACAAAGUCGUUGUAGAUUCGUUCAGGGAUAUUUACACCAUCAACUCAGGAAUCGCUGCUGGUUCUGCUGUUGCUGUUGGACGAUAUCCUGAAGAUACCUACUACAAUGGCAACCCGUGGUAUCUUAACACACUCGCAGCAGCAGAACUACUUUACGAUGCCCUCUACGUGUGGCAAACAGAAGGCUCCAUCACAGUAACCGCGACUUCGUUGCCGUUCUUCCAGGAUUUUUCCUCGGGAGUCGCGGCUGGUACUUACAAGUCUGAUUCAGAUACUUACACAACCCUGUAUAACGCCGUAUACGGCUAUGCUGAUGGUUUCGUGGACAUUGUUUCCAAAUACGUCGCAUCCAACGGAUCCUUGGCUGAGCAAUACAGCCGUGAUGACGGCACACCAUUAUCUGCUAGGGACCUUACUUGGUCGUAUGCUUCUUUCUUGACAGCCGCUGCAAGGCGCGCUGGGGUGGUUCCAGCUGGUUGGGCUGGAGCAGGGUCAACUGCAACUGUAGUUCCUAGUGCUUGUGCAGCAACAUCGGUAGCCGGGUCUUACUCGGCAGCGACUGCUACAGCUUUCCCAGCAAGCCAAACCCCAGUCACCAGUAGUGCGCCGACUAGUACGUUUACUCGACCUACAAUCACCGUGACAAGUCCAGGCUCAUCAUCUACCAGCAACUGCGCCACUGCAACGUCUGUAGCGGUAACUUUCAAUGAACUCAAGACCACAACUUACGGUCAAACCGUCAAGGUUGUCGGUAACGUCGCUGCCUUAGGCAAUUGGGAUACGAGUAAGGCGGUAGCGCUCAGCGCUUCGUCUUAUACCUCGAAUAACCCUCUCUGGAAAGCCACGAUUACUCUACCGGCUGGCCAAGCCAUCCAGUACAAGUACAUCGUGGUAAAUACAGACGGCUCGAUAACUUGGGAAUCAGACCCGAAUCGUUCAUACUCAGUUCCAAAGUCUUGCUCGACUACGUCGACGAAGACGGAUACUUGGCGAUGAACAUAAUCAAAAAACAAAUUUAUUAAUAAGACCUUCUAGGAUUAAUAUUUAGAGGCUUCGAGGCCGAGAUUGAAAAAUAUGGUACUAAUUUGUUAGACUAGAUAUGUACGAGAUAU
Molecule: messenger RNA, 2303 nt
Organism: Hypoxylon trugodes
Lineage: Eukaryota; Fungi; Ascomycota; Sordariomycetes; Xylariales; Hypoxylaceae
Product: carbohydrate-binding module family 20 protein
Exons: 3
Coding region: 181-2187 (668 amino acids)
Biological process (GO): polysaccharide catabolic process
Cellular component (GO): fungal-type vacuole
Molecular function (GO): glucan 1,4-alpha-glucosidase activity; starch binding
Source: RefSeq, a predicted model, not a curated record